UGGCAGAUGUAUUGCACUUAAUACGAUAUUAAACGUUUAUUUUCAAAAAUCAUUCCUAUUAUUUAAUAUUUAAAAUAUUUGGUAAUUAUAAAGAAUAUAAACAAAAUUUUCUUCUACAUAUUUAUAUCAUGCUACCGUUAUCAUUGCUGAAAACUGCUCAAAACCAUCCUAUGCUUGUAGAGUUGAAAAAUGGAGAAACAUAUAACGGACAUUUGGUGACCUGUGAUAGUUGGAUGAAUAUUAAUCUUCGUGAAGUUAUUUGCACUUCUAAAGAUGGUGAUAGGUUUUGGAGACUCCCUGAGUGUUAUAUUCGAGGGAGUAUGAUAAAAUAUCUUCGAAUACCCGAUGAAAUAUUUGACAUGGUUAAAGAAGACAUAGUUGUUAAUAAAUCUCGUGGCCGUACUGAUAACCAAAAAAAUCGAGCACCUAGAGGGGCUAGACAAGGAUUUGGUGGAAGAGGAGGUGGACGAGGUGGAGGGCAACAAAGAGGCCAAAAUAAAUUUAGAGGAAAAUAAAACUAUUUUUAUUUUAUAAAUAAUUAUGUAUUAAGUAUGUAAAUUUAAGACUAUUCUGUUUCAAUAUCUGUAAAAACUAAUUCAGUCUAAAAUAUAACGAGUUACUAACUAUUUAAUA
Messenger RNA from Daktulosphaira vitifoliae (grape phylloxera), 633 nucleotides. RefSeq names its product U6 snRNA-associated Sm-like protein LSm4. The record is from RefSeq and is a predicted model, not a curated record. Gene Ontology annotation, cellular component: P-body; spliceosomal tri-snRNP complex; U6 snRNP. Gene Ontology annotation, molecular function: U6 snRNA binding. The coding region runs from base 129 to 515 and encodes 128 amino acids. Lineage: Eukaryota; Metazoa; Arthropoda; Insecta; Hemiptera; Phylloxeridae. The transcript has 5 exons. Gene Ontology annotation, biological process: P-body assembly; mRNA splicing, via spliceosome; spliceosomal snRNP assembly.